AUGGUGACAAAAGCGGAAGUGAGCAAACACUCAUCUAAAACGAACUGUUGGGUUAUCAUAAAAGGCGUUGUCUACGACUUAACCUCGUUCUUGGAUGCCCAUCCGGGGGGCUCUGGUAUCAUACUCAAGUACGCUGGACGAGACGCGACUGCAGUCUUUGAAUCGUUACAUUCAAAUGACACUAUCGAAAAGCACCUUCCGCCAAAGUUUAAUCUUGGCCCAGUGACAGUUUCAAACGAGAGUCAGGCCGAAGAGAAAGAGACAAAUGGAAGCGCUGCAGCAACAACUACAUCGAUACCAAAGACCAAGCGAGUGAGCAUCAAGUCCAUCAUCAAUAUUCGGGAUUUUGAAUUGGCCGCCUCUCAAAUUCUGCCUGCAAAAUCGUUCGCGUUCUUCAAGGCUGGCGCCGAUGAUGAAUUGUCGGCUCAAUGGAAUCGAACUAGCUGGCAAGCAGUUCGCUUCCGACCUCGAGUUCUCGCACCCAUCCGACAGGUAUCCCUAAAAACUACAAUCCUCGGCACCGAAUUUUCAUGUCCAUUCUUCAUCUGUCCAGCUGGAGGCGCCAAACUAGCCCAUCCCACCGGGGAACUAUCUCUGACGAGAGCUGCAGCGAAGCAUGAUAUUUUGCACUGGGUCUGCAACAUGGCUGGAUACACCCAAAGCGAAAUCUCCGAUGCCCGAAAUGCCGAAGCCAAAGAGCAAAAGCUGUUUUGGCAGAUAUAUGCAUUGAGUGAUCUGGCAGUGACGGAAAAAGAGAUAAGAAACGCUAUUAAGUUGGGAUACAAAGGGCUUGCGUUGACGGCCGAUGCAAUUCGUGCUGGCAAACGCGAGCGAGAUGUGCGGACAAGUCUUCCAGAUGAGGUCGACGACGGCCACGACGACGACGAGGAUGAUGAUGACGGCUUUGCCAACAACCCAACAGUCAGCCGUUCCAAUGUGUGGACCGAUUUCGAUUGGGUUUCGGCAAUUAGAUGGCUUCGCGGCAUCACGGAUCUCCCUAUAGCUAUCAAAGGCAUUCAAACAUGGGAAGAUGCUGCGCUAUGCAUGCACUACGGCGUACAUCCCUGGCUAUCAAACCAUGCCGGCAGACAGCUUGACGGCGCCCCUUCGUCUGUGGAAACCUUGAUUGCUAUCCGCAAGAACUGUCCUCUCGUUUUUGAAAAAUGUGAGGUCAUUGUCGAUGGUGGAAUCACCCGUGGUACAGACAUCGUGAAGGCUCUUGCCCUCGGCGCCAAGGGAGUCGGACUGGGUCGUGGAUUCCUGUAUUCGCUGGUUUUUGGCGAGAAAGGCGUCAGCAAGGCGAUCAGGAUUCUUAAACAUGAGGUUGAAACGGCCAUGGCACUGCUUGGAGUGACGAGCAUUGAUCAGUUGAGCCCGCCGCACAUAUGCUUCAGCGGUACCCCGAGCGCACCUUUAAGUCAUCGUUGUAAUUUCGCUUUUCCAACCUAUGAUUCUUUGCUCUAG
This is a messenger RNA of Talaromyces atroroseus, 1464 nucleotides long. RefSeq lists its product as hypothetical. Gene Ontology annotation, molecular function: oxidoreductase activity; heme binding. The record is from RefSeq and is a predicted model, not a curated record. The transcript is spliced from 8 exons. NCBI's taxonomy places the organism in Eukaryota, Fungi, Ascomycota, Eurotiomycetes, Eurotiales, Trichocomaceae. Bases 1 to 1464 code for a protein of 487 amino acids.